AUGGAGAAUCUGCCUGCGGACUACUGGGUGACAAGUUUGCAAUUCACCCCUCACACUUAUCAAGAUGUCUACCCAUCUAUUGAGCCUUCCAAUCCGAAGCUCUCCCUCGCCGGAAAAGUCGCCAUUCUCACCGGGGCGAGUCGUGGACUGGGUUCAAAGGCAUUCGGUCCAGCAUUCGUCAAAGCAGGUGUCAAGGCCGUCGUGCUUGUCGCAACCAACGCGGACAAGCUGAGGACAGUAGAGGCAAACCUGAAAUCUAUCAACCCCGACCUGGAGACAUUGGUCGUGGCCGCCAAUAUCGCCGAUACAGCAUCAGUUGCUUCUCUGUUUGAGCAAGUGAAGGCUCGAUUCGGCCACGCCGACAUUCUGAUUAACAAUGCUGGUGUGAUUAGCGGGCCUGGCUUGAUUGCGGACGCGGACCCUGAUCAGUGGUGGGUAAACUUUGAAAUCAAUACAAAGGGCGCGUUCCUGCUCGUGCAAGGUUUCUUAAAGCUUCUCCCAUCCUCUGACACGCCAGCAUUCGUCCUGAACUUGACGACAAGCGGGGCCUGGAAAGUGCUACCUGAAGUCACGGGAUAUACGAUCAGCAAGCUUGCGGCACAGAAGUUGAUGACGGACUUGGCGGCCACGUAUCCUAAUGUUACCUCCGUGGCGAUGCAUCCUGGCCUUCUGGAGACAGAUAUGCUCCUAGACGCAUUCCGCAAAUUCAAUCUUGACACUCCAGAGCUAGUGGGCGGCACCGCUGUGUGGCUGGCCAGCGAAGAAGCCAAAUUCCUGAGCGGGAAGACCAUUGCAGCAAAUUGGAGCGUUGACGACCUCGUUGCAAGGAAGGAAGAAAUAGUGAAGGACGGUCUACUGAACAUUGAUCUGAAGGGAAAAUUUGGUAAGGAACAAUUUGAAUAG
Molecule: messenger RNA, 903 nt
Organism: Phaeoacremonium minimum UCRPA7
Lineage: Eukaryota; Fungi; Ascomycota; Sordariomycetes; Togniniales; Togniniaceae
Exons: 4
Coding region: 1-903 (300 amino acids)
Molecular function (GO): oxidoreductase activity, acting on the CH-OH group of donors, NAD or NADP as acceptor
Source: RefSeq, a predicted model, not a curated record